Molecule: messenger RNA, 912 nt
Organism: Budorcas taxicolor (takin)
Lineage: Eukaryota; Metazoa; Chordata; Mammalia; Artiodactyla; Bovidae
Product: EOLA-like protein
Exons: 4
Coding region: 406-906 (166 amino acids)
Source: RefSeq, a predicted model, not a curated record
UAAGGCCAUCGGGAGCCGUCACCUGACAGCGGUCCCGGUGGCGGACUACUGUCCUGCCUGGUGGCCGCUGCCCGGCCAUCCCAAAAAAGCGCCCGCGACUCGCUCUACUUGCAGGAAGGUGGAACCUGCCUCGUGCGCAGACGGUACCUCCGGGCGGGGGUUUCCAGGCUCUGGGACCAGGAGCCCCUGCCAGGGGACCGAGCUGGACCUUCCGGUUCCCUCCACGGCCACAGUCCCCGCCUGCUUUUCUUCCACGUGAAGACGCACAGACAAGCAGGCGGAAGAGUGUUUUCACCUCUGGCCACCAAGCAGGCACCCUUGCUUCGAGUGGUGGGAAAGCUUGAGCCCCUUCUUGCUCAGGGAUUCCACCCACACAGCCACGUGAGGCCCUAGGAGCUCUGGAAGAUGAAGUUCGGCUGUCUGUCCUUUCGACAGCCUUAUGCAGGUUUCAUCUUAAACGGUGUCAAGACCCUGGAGACGCGGUGGCGGCCCGUGCUACGCGGCCACCAGCACUGUACCCUGGCAGUCCACAUCGCUCACCGGGACUGGGAGGAUGCAGUCUGGUGGGAGCUGCUGGAGCAGAGGCUGGGGAUGAGCCCCACCCAGAUCCAGGCCUUGCUGCAGGACGGGGACAAAUUCGGCCGCGGAGUGAUCGCAGGUCUCGUGGACAUUGGGGACACUUUGCUGUGCCCAGAAAACCUAGAUCCUGAAGAGGUGGAGGAGCUGGAGAAUCAAGCCCUGUUGUCCGACCUGCAACAGAAGUACCUGACUGUGCUCACCAAUCCCCGCUGGCUGUUGCAGCCCAUCCCUGGAAGGGGCGGGAAGGACAUCUUCCUGGUGGACAUCCCCCAGCACCUGAUCCCCCUUGGGCAGGAGGCCUGUCCAAGCUGGGCUUUCAAAAGGUGACCAAGA